Molecule: messenger RNA, 9432 nt
Organism: Leptonychotes weddellii (Weddell seal)
Lineage: Eukaryota; Metazoa; Chordata; Mammalia; Carnivora; Phocidae
Source: RefSeq, a predicted model, not a curated record
GCUGCCUCCCAGACCUCGAGGACCUGCUCAGUCAGCUGGGGCCGCCUGCGGACGGCUGCCUCCCUCUCCGCUAGGACCUGCCACUCUGCGCGGAAUGGCAGCCGCAGCAGCAUCCCCGCCAGCGGCGGAGGCGGCGGCAGCCACCACGGCCACCGCGGACGCUAUUGUUCCCGGGUGUUGAACGCGCUUUCCCUCCUUUUCAUCUGAAACGAACAAUAGCAGGAAAGCGCUUUGCUUUCUGUACUGCUCGGGAAGACGGUGUGAGCGCAAGGAAAAAUUGCCUGCCACCCGCGUUCCGGAUCCGGACCCUGGAGUGGCUGCGGGCGGCAUGGGGCUGCGAGCGAGGCGCUCGGCGUCCGGGAGCCCAGGCGCUGCGGGCCCGCGCCGGGGUGUCCUGCAGCUGCCUCCGCUGCUCCUGCUGCUGCUGCUGCGCCCAGGAGCCUGCGGGGCUGCGGCUCAGGGCGAGGCUGAGGCACCCACCCUGUAUCUGUGGAAGACCGGUCCAUGGGGCCGAUGCAUGGGAGAUGAAUGUGGGCCAGGAGGCAUUCAGACCCGGGCUGUGUGGUGUGCUCAUGUGGAAGGUUGGACGACAUUACAUACAAACUGUAAGCCGGCCGAGAGACCCAGUAACCAGCAGAUCUGUUUCAAAGUGUGUGACUGGCACAAAGAGUUGUAUGACUGGAGCCUGGGACCUUGGAAUCAGUGUCAGCCUGUGAUUUCAAAAAGCCUGGAGAAACCCCUUGAGUGCAUUAAGGGGGAGGAAGGCAUUCAGGUGAGAGAGAUAACAUGCAUCCAGAAAGAGAAGGACAUUCCUGCAGAGGAUAUCAUUUGUGAGUACUUUGAGCCCAAACCUCUCCUGGAACAGGCCUGCCUCAUCCCCUGCCAGCAAGACUGCAUUGUGUCUGAGUUUUCUGCCUGGUCCGAAUGCUCCAAGACGUGUGGCAGCGGGCUCCAGCACCGGACGCGUCACGUGGUAGCACCCCCCCAGUUUGGAGGUUCCAGCUGCCCAAACUUGACGGAGUUUCAGGUGUGCCAGUCCAGCCCCUGCGAAGAUGAAGAGAGCAUGUACAGCUUGCAUGUGGGUCCCUGGAGCUCGUGCUCGAUGCCCCAUUCGAGACAAGUAAGACAAGCAAGGAGACGUGGGAAGAAUAAAGAACGGGAAAAGGACCGAGGAAAAGGAGUGAAGGAUCCAGAAGCCCGGGAACUUAUUAAGAAAAAGAGAAACAGAAACAGACAGAACCGACAAGAGAAUAAAUAUUGGGACAUCCAGAUUGGAUAUCAGACCAGAGAGGUUAUGUGUACUAACAAGACGGGGAAGGCUGCUGAUUUGAGCUUUUGCCAGCAAGAGAAGCUGCCAACGACCUUCCAGUCCUGUGUGAUCACCAAAGCAUGCCAGGUGUCAGAGUGGUCAGAAUGGAGUCCCUGCUCAAAAACGUGCCACGACACAGCGUCCCCCAAAGGCACUCGUGUCAGGACACGGAUCAUUAGGCAGUUUCCUAUUGGCAGCGACAAAGAGUGUCCAGAACUUGAAGAAAAAGAGCCCUGUGCGUCUCAAGGAGAUGCAGUUGCCCCCUGUGCCACGUAUGGCUGGAGAACUACAGAAUGGACCGAGUGCCGUGUGGACCCUUUGCUCAGUCAGCAGGACAAGAGGCGGGGCAACCAGACAGCCCUCUGUGGGGGAGGGGUCCAGACACGAGAGGUAUACUGUGUGCAGGCCAAUGAAAACCUCCUCUCACACUUAAACACCCACAAGGGCAAAGAAGCCUCAAAACCAGUGGACUUGAAAUCAUGCACUGGUCCCGUCCCUAAUACUACACAGCUGUGCCAUAUUCCCUGUCCAACUGAAUGUGAGGUUUCACCUUGGUCAGCUUGGGGACCUUGUACUUAUGAAAACUGUAAUGACCAGCAAGGCAAAAAAGGUUUCAAACUGAGGAAGCGGCGCAUUACCAAUGAGCCCACUGGAGGCUCUGGGGGCCCUGGAAACUGCCCUCACUUACUGGAAGCCAUUCCCUGUGAAGAGCCAUCCUGCUAUGAAUGGAAAGCAGUGAGGCUUGGAGACUGUGAACCAGACAAUGGAAAAGAGUGUGGCCCAGGCACUCAAGUUCAGGAGGUUGUGUGCAUCAACAGUGAUGGAGAAGAAGUUGACAGACAGCUGUGCAGAGAUGCCAUCUUCCCCAUCCCUGUUGCCUGUUACGCCCCGUGCCCAAAGGACUGUGUGCUCAGCAUGUGGUCUGCGUGGUCCUCCUGCUCACACACCUGCUCAGGGAAAACCACAGAAGGGAAACAGAUCCGGGCACGGUCCAUUCUGGCCUAUGCCGGUGAGGAAGGUGGAGCUCAAUGUCCAAAUAGCAGUGCUUUGCAAGAGGUGCGCAGCUGUAAUGAGCAUCCUUGUACUGUGUACCACUGGCAAACUGGUCCCUGGGGCCAGUGCAUCGAGGACACUUCAGUAUCAUCCUUCAACACAACCACAACUUGGAAUGGGGAGGCCUCUUGCUCUGUUGGCAUGCAGACAAGAAAAGUCAUCUGUGUGCGGGUCAAUGUGGGCCAAGUAGGACCCAAAAAGUGUCCUGAAAGCCUUCGACCUGAAACAGUGAGACCCUGUCUGCUUCCUUGUAGGAAGGACUGUAUUGUGACACCAUAUAGUGACUGGACAUCAUGCCCCUCCUCAUGUAAAGAAGGUAUGAGCUACAGAGUUCUGAAGGCUACUCACCUAGAAAACACUCACCAGGCAGGACCUCCAACUAUUACUUGUCGAAAGCAAGAUGGAGGACCGGCUGGCAUCCAUGAAUGCCUUUGGUAUGCAGGCCCUGUUCCAGCCCUCACCCAGGCCUGCCAGAUCCCCUGCCAAGAUGACUGUCAGUUUACCAGCUGGUCCAAGUUUUCAUCAUGCAACGGAGACUGUGGUGCAGUUAGGACCAGAAAACGCACUAUUGUUGGAAAAAGUAAAAAGAAGGAAAAAUGUAAAAAUUCUCAUUUGUACCCCCUGAUUGAGACUCAGUACUGUCCUUGUGACAAGUAUAAUGCACAGCCUGUGGGGAACUGGUCAGACUGCAUUUUACCAGAGGGGAAAGUGGAAGCGUUGCUGGGAGUGAAAACACAAGGCGAUACCAAGGAAUGUGGUCAAGGAUAUCGUUACCAAGCAAUGGCAUGCUACGACCAAAAUGGCAGGCUCGUGGAAACAUCCAGAUGUAACAGCCAUGGUUACAUUGAAGAGGCUUGCAUCAUCCCCUGUCCCUCUGACUGCAAGCUCAGCGAGUGGUCCAACUGGUCUCGCUGCAGUAAGUCCUGUGGGAGUGGCGUCAAGGUUCGGUCUAAAUGGUUGCGUGAAAAACCCUAUAAUGGAGGGAGGCCUUGCCCCAAACUGGACCAUGUCAACCAGGCCCAGGUGUAUGAGGUGGUCCCUUGCCACAGUGACUGCAGCCAGUAUAUAUGGGUCCCAGAGCCGUGGAGCAUCUGCAAAGUGACCUUUGUCAACAUGCGGGAUAACUGUGGAGAAGGCGUGCAGACCCGAAAAGUGAGACAGCAGAAUGCUUCUGUUCAUGUUUAUUGUGUCCCUGCAGAUGGACAGUGUUAUGAGUAUAAAUGGAUGGCCAGUGCUUGGAAGGGUUCUUCCCGAACAGUCUGGUGUCAAAGGUCAGAUGGUAUAAAUGUAACAGGGGGCUGCUUGGUGGUGCACCAGCCUGAUGCUGACAGGUCUUGUAACCCACCGUGUAGUCAACCCCACUCGUACUGUAGUGAGAUGAGGACAUGCAGUUGUGAAGAAGGGUACACUGAAGUCAUGUCUUCUAACGGUACUCUUGAGCAGUGCACACUUAUCCCCGUGGUGGUGAUACCCACUGUGGAGGACAAAAGAGGAGAUGUGAAAACCAGUCGGGCAGUACAUCCAACCCAAUCCUCCAGUAACGCAACAGGACGGGGAAGGACCUGGUUUCUACAGCCAUUUGGGCCAGAUGGGAGACUAAAGACCUGGGUUUACGGUGUAGCAGCUGGGGCAUUUGUGUUACUCAUCUUUAUUGUCUCCAUGAUUUAUCUAGCUUGCAAAAAGCCAAAGAAACCCCAAAGAAGGCAAAACAACCGACUGAAACCUUUAACCUUAGCCUACGAUGGAGAUGCAGACAUGUAAAAUAGAACUUACCCGGGCAACAACCAGUUUCAGCUUUCUGACUUUGCAGUAGACAGCCAGCAGCCACAAAGCUCUUCAUACUGUGUGAAUUCAAAUGCAUUAUAACUUUUUAAAAGAGCAUCAUAGAGUGAAAAUCAGUGCCAUUGGAGAGAUCAAGACAGUACCACUUACAUAAAAUUAAAAAAAAAAAUCAGCCCUGAGAAUUCUAGAUUUAGUUGAAUAUAGGCUGCAUUCUGAGAGUUUUUUGUGAUCUUUUCUGAAAUCACCAACUGACCAUUCACUUUCAUCUCUAAAAUACAGUUGUGGAAUUGGUCAGUUAGGACACCUGAUGCAAGCCUCUGGGCAGUGUUAACCCAUAGUAACAUUUUAGCAUGAGGAGUUUAUACCAAGAUCUCUACAAUACUAUAGUCAAGCAUAACAACAUGUAUACUCAAUGGAAUGACACACAUUACUAUGUCAGACUAUGUACUUGUUAAUAAGCAAUUUUAAUGGUGAAUAAGAGAUAAGCUCUAAGCUGAGCAGGAAACCCAUUGAAUAAAUUCAGCAUCUUGGUGGUUGAUGGUAGCUCUCAUUAACCUGCAUUUCAGAGGCAAAGACUCUUUUAUAAGACUUAAUUCUUGUCUUUCUCCAAAGUACGAAUGCUGGACAUGUACUAGUAUCUUAGGAAAAAAAAAAAAAAAGUCCUCAAGUUCAGUAUUUUAUAGUGGUUAUUGUCAGGAAAACUAAUUUACUUGUGUUAAUACGUUUCUACUUUCCCUAAUUUUCAAACUGGUAGCCUGCAUCUCUUUUGCUAUAUGGAAGGCACAUUUUGCACUAUAUUAGUGCAGCAUGAUAGGCACUUAACCAGUAUUGCCAUAGAAACUGCCUCUUUUCAUAUGGGAUGAAGACAUCUGUGCUAAGACGGUCAUGGAGCCAUUUGCAAGUUCUUACAUCCGGAAGAGAAUAAAGUUCAGUUUGGAUGGCGACAGGAUGGAACUAGCUAUUACAUCUGCUGUCUACACUCUUCCUCAUUGCUGCAGCCAUUGUGAAAUCGACAACAUGGUGGUGAUUUAAAUGCUCAAAUCCCGAACUCAUUAAUCCUUCAAAAGAUGGAUCCCUCUAGUUGGUUUUUAAUUGUACUUUGAAGGCGGUUUACGACUAGAUUUUUAUAUUUGUUACCUUUGUUAAAAAAAGAAAAGAAAAGAAAAAAAGGAGCCGGUUAUCUUUUUCAUUUUGAGCAGAUGGAGAAAAUAACGUCUUGAUAAUUUUUGUAACUAAAAGAACUCAAAAUCUUGUGAUUUUUUUUUUCCCUGAUUUGUUUUUCCUAGUUUUGCAUCAAAUGCAUCCAUAGUUUUGUCUUGCUAACUGGUAAAAUUUGAAGCAGGCUUUGUAGGAUUUCAAAAACUAAAAUGUUCAAAAAAGAAUAAAUAGUUUGCCCCAGGGCUUCAUUAAAUAUCUAGACCAAGGGUGGCAAACGUUUUCCGUAAAGGGCCGGAUAGUAGGUAUUUUCCGCCAGGCCUGGUCACACCUGCUCCAUUCUGUCAUCGUGAGGAUGCGGGUGUAGACGCGACACAGGCCAUAGAAGAAUGAGCGUGGCUGUUUUCCAAUGAACUUUUCUUUGUGACAUCAGCAGGCCACAUCUGCAGGCUGUGGUUUGUGAACCACUGGUCUAGAAAUUUUUUCAGUGCUUACCUCUCUGUUGUGUCAUCUUUUGCUUUCAUUCAUUUACCCUUAGAAUGCCAUCAGCGUUUAACUUCAGAGGUGAAAAACGGUCAUUAAAGUUUAUCGCUGUUUUGGAAGUAGUUCUGUUUUUCACACACGUAGCCCUGGGAAUGGCACAGUGAAAUACUAUCUAAUGUGGCAGACUUCUUCUGUAUGAAAAGAAAAAAGAAAAAAAAAUCAAAAGGUGCCAUUAAAAAGCGAUUCCAUUUUUCAGGCAACAUUUACUGCAACAACCUUUGGUGGAGGGGAGGACAUUAGGUUUUCAGGUCUUUUAAAAAUAAUGUAAUAAGCUCUUUUAUCUUAAACGUAGCUGUGUUGCCGUACAACUGGUUUAGACUAGAAGGUGUUUCACCUUCAAGUAGAGUUUGAACUCUCCCUGCUGUUCUUUAGAGUAUUUGCAAAGAUUACAAAAGACAUCAGAUUAGGAUGUCCUCGCCCCCAAAUUGAACAGAUUUCUACCUGUCUCAGUAUGAAUUAAAUGUGGAAACCACUAAUUCCUUACUCAACAUUUACUGUAUUAGGCAAAGCAAUCAUUUCAAAGCAAACAGGUGGUCACAAAGCGGAGAAUUUUACUUUAAACCAACGAUUUAAACAAGGCAAAGCAUAAAAACAAAUUCCAUUGCAUCGGUCUUACAGAAGAGGAAAACAAAAAUAAUACCGUUGCUCUAAAACUGUGAUUGCUAGUCUAGGUACUCAGGGGUCUUCCAGGUAUUCCUCAAGUUGAUCUCUUUGAAUAAAAUGAACUCCAUUUGUCCAAAAUGGUUGAGAAAGAAUCUAUUGCAGUUACUUGAAGGAUUUAGCUAACGGCCUUAGAAAAUGUAUGCAACACCUAAUAACUUUGAAAUUACUGAAUAAUAUAUUGUUGCUAUAAAAGCUAUCCUUAGGAUACUGUAAAAUGUCCUUAAUUCAGAAGGCCUAUCAGUAUCAUCCAAUCCAUACUCUAAGAAUUAAUGAAUUGAUCAAAACUAUAAAAUUUUACAAAAAUACACAAUUUUAUUCAUAAAUGAAUUAUAUUUUGCAACACUACAUAUACGGAGGAGACUAGGUUCAAUGGGACCUAAAACUAGGGAACAUAUUGGAAGUUCACCAUUAGGAUUAAUACUGGGUGCCCUCUUGUUAGAAAGAUGGAAGGAAGGGCACGUAGCCAGCUGGCUAUUUUGGACAAAUGAAGGUUACUAUAUUCAUGUUUAGAACAUGAUAAUAGCCUUAUUUUUGUUCCUGGCAUGAGUCAAUAAUGAGUUAAGUAUGUUACUGGAAUUUCAUCAAAACCUUAUUUCUCCUGUUCAUUCUGACAAUUCAGGAGGGGAAUAUAGUAGUAACUAGUCUCUUGACACUUUUGCCUUACCAAAAUGGCCCAUGAGCCCCAAAAGGUUUAGAACUACUGCUCUAUAAAUCUGAAGGUCUGCUUGGUUUAAAAAAAAGAAAAGAAAAAUAAUGACACAGUAUCAUGUACAAUUUUGUUGGACUAUUUCAGUACAAACCACAUAGAACUGGCACAACCGCUCUUUUGAAAGGGGUUGAUUUGCUUAUUAGUACCUAAUCUAAGAUACUGACUGUAAUUCUUACUUGAAAGCCUUUUUGAGGACACUACCAUGUAGCUUAAAGCCAAUUUGAAAAGGAGUGCAUAAAAGCAUGUUCUUAAUUACUUGUAACAAAGCACAAAUUACUCAUAACAAGACAAAUAUUUCUUGAAUCAUCACAUGUAAGACACUCUGCUAGGCACUGUAAUACAGUUAGUCAUGACUUUUGUAUACCUAUGUAUCUAAGACACUGAAAAGAAGGGAAAAGGUUUCAUGAGUGAAGACAGUGCUUAAAUCACCCUUGACUCUCGGUUUGUUUCCAGUGUGGUAUUUUUCCUGUUGGAAAUCCACAUCUCAGGCCAUACUGUUAAGCUUUUGCUGUAAUCCUCCUCCACCCUCAGGGAGGUGGCAAUGUUCAUUUGGCUGAACCAGAGCCCUGUUAAGUUCCUGGGCAUUUCAAGAUAAAGUCACUUACCCAGAACUUCUUACAGGGAUUAACACCUCUCAGUUUGUUUGUUUGUUUGUUUGACCUCCUCCAAAAUCCCUAUACCUUUGCUCCUUAUAAUGAUUUUUUCUGGUCUCUCUCUACUCUGCUUACAACUAAUCUUAUCUCCUUUUCUCAGAACUACCUUCUACUAAACAUGCUCAAAUUUUUAAAUAAGGGGGGAAAAAAAUGAAGGUGAAGGUCUCUAUGCCCUACCUAUUAGGGUCAAAGUGUCACUAAGCAUGUGAACAUCUUGAUUUAAACAAAGUGUACUGGUCAAAGACAGGAGUAAAAAGAUAAGGAAAGAUGUAGAAGAUAUGCCCCCUCAAAAAAAAGGCUUUCUGUAAAUAUGUCCAUUUUUAUACUCUAUUUAGUACAACGAGCAUGCUCCUACCUCUACCUUGCCUCUGUGUUCAUGACCCACCCUACAAGACAGUAAGGCAAGCCUGUAUCUUACAGAAAGGAGAGCCCAUUCCUGGGCUUAUUUGGAGUUUGAAUAGAUUUUCAAGAAUCAUGCCUCCAAAAUGAUCUGAGACCUAUUUGUAAAAAUAUUACCAAAUUCAAAUGUGUUUCGUGUUAUAUUUUCCCCACUAAGACUGAGGGUGUUGAAAGGAGAGCAGUAUAGGAAAGAAUCUGUGAAGCAUCUUGUCAGAAAGUGAGUUUUCCUGGGUCUAGUUUAGAUGUGAGAACAAAACACACCUGCCCGUCCCACCUGGUCCUAUCUUCAGGUGGCCGGACUGCAGAAGAGGAUUUCGGGGUCUGAAACUGGAGUGGGGGCCUAGCAAACAGGACUCUAUAAAAAGGAUGUUUUGCAGUGUGAUUACAGUAAUUCUGUAUCAGCAGGAAAACUGAAAAUGGUUACGUCUACGUUAUUAAAUGAGUAAAACAAAUGCUAAGUGGAUAGAAUUAACUUUGUAGUUUUAGGUUUUCAUGCUUCUACCAAGCCAGAUCCUAAAACGGGCAGUAUAUGAAGACUUUUAGUUCGUGGCAGUCAUGUUUUCAGCGAUCAAAAUCUCUAGUCUAGUUAGAAUAUAACUGUCAGUCUUAUUGUGUUUUGUAGAUUUUUUUUUAAAGCAAUAGUUUCUAGAUCAUCUACUUUGAACCCUCGAUGAAAUUUUCACAACUAUUUUUUGCAAUCUAUUUAUGUUUAUUUUUAAAAAGUAAACAUUAAGAUCCCCUUUCUGGUACUUUCCCUGCCUAUUUGUAGCACAGAGAUUUGAAGAGAUCAGUAUCGGUCAUUGUAAAAUAUAACUUUAUUAAAUUUGCAAUAUGUCUUUAUAUAAAUUAUAAUCCCCUAAAUGUGUUUUUUGUUAAUUACCUGAAUAUUUAUUUGAUUUAAGGAGGCAGAUGUCUAAGAAGUUUUUGUUAAUAUUACUUUGUAAAUUGUGUAAUGUAAUUUAUUUUAAAUUAUGUACAUUUCUUUUUUAACGCACAAAAUGUCUAUGUACAAUUAACUACAGAUUUGAAAAUAAUGUCACUAAGCUUUAUUCAGUUAAUACAGAUGGCAUGUGAAGAUGUAAUAUGCUUUUUUACAUUUUCAUAUGGGUUAUUUGUAAAUAACUAUGUUGCUGACAAACAUAAACAUGGAAAUCAUUUUCAUUCUA